This is a messenger RNA of Exaiptasia diaphana, 926 nucleotides long. RefSeq names its product alpha-ketoglutarate-dependent dioxygenase alkB homolog 4. Bases 1 to 858 code for a protein of 285 amino acids. The transcript has 2 exons. Lineage: Eukaryota; Metazoa; Cnidaria; Anthozoa; Actiniaria; Aiptasiidae. Gene Ontology annotation, molecular function: demethylase activity; oxidoreductase activity. The record is from RefSeq and is a predicted model, not a curated record. Gene Ontology annotation, biological process: oxidative demethylation.
AUGGCGGCWCAAGURAGCGAAUGUUGUGCUUGUUCGGGAACAAGAAGUUGUCUAGUAUGCGAAAAUAAUAGUGCGUACAAAAAUGAAUUGGAAGAUAAAGAUAUAAUUACAAGAUACUAUUUUUGUUUAGYCUGCAAAAGUGCUGUAAAAUCUAAAGGAAAGUGUUCUCAUYCAGACRACUGCGAAAAAGUGGAUAAAUUGAUCGAUGGUUUGUAUGUGUUYGAAGAUUUUAUAUCAGAAGCAGAAGAAAACGAURUUGUUAGUGAAAUUGAUAAAACARUKUGGAAACCUUCGCAAUCUGGACGACGAAAACAGGAUUAUGGACCUCAAGUUAACUUCAAGCGAAAGAAAGUCAAACUAACUUACUUCAAUGGACUACCUGUAUUCAGCAAAUUUCUCAUUGAAAGGAUGAAGAAAGAUAUCCCAUUCUUGAAUGAUUUCAAAACAGUAGAAUUGUGCAACUUGGAGUAUAUUCCUGAACGAGGCUCAUCUAUUGAUUCUCAUUUUGAUGAUUUCUGGCUUUGGGGCGAAAGACUUGUUACUAUUAACCUUUUAUCAAGUACUACAAUAACAAUGUCUCAUGMGAACUCAAGAAUAGAAUUAGAUGUAGAACUUCCAAGACGAUCCCUUAUUGUAAUGUCAGGUGCUUCUAGAUAUCAAUGGAAACAUGGCAUAAAGAGAGAAAAUAUUACUUCCAGAAGACUUGCAAUUACCCUUAGAGAACUGUCACAUGAAUUUYUGAAGGGAGGUCCAAAUGAGGCUUUUGGGAAUGAAAUAUAUGAUAUUGCAAUGUCAUUUUGUGGGAACUCAGUGCAAGUAAACAUGAACUGUUCCAGCUCAAAAAUAAAUGAAAAUUGACAAAUGUUGUAAUAUUAUUUGAAUUUAUCACUGUUGUAUAAUGUGCAAAUUAUACCAAAAAAAAAGAU